AAUCGUUUGCCAACUUCUGGCUCCUGCCAUGCUCCUGCUUAUUCAAUUUAAAGCUAUAAAAUGAAAAUUUUGUGUGUGGUGUAUUUACAGACAAUCAGCAGAUAACAUUGUGGUGCAUUUACAGAUAACCAGCAGAUAACAUAGCCUACAAUUUAUACUUGGCCAUUCCAUCACAUCGUGUGGUCUGAAACAGUGAAACUGCUGCUGUUUCCCAAAAUGUCGUCUCUUGCUGCACGUAGCGGCUGUACGUUUCGUCACUUGUAGAAAUACUUCAGAACAGUAAAAGCAGUAAAACAUGGUGAAGUUUGAGCUUCUUCAUUGCAUUCCAAUGCACUGUGCAGUGUGAUUUGUUGGAGACAGCUGGUGAAAGGUGUUCCUCUUGCUGUUCCUCAACACAAUAGAACAAUUUAAAGUAAUUAAGUUGAUCAACUUUUUUACAGUAAGGCUACACAUUUACUUUGUUGGCGGCUAGCUCUUUGCUUUAUAUCUGUUGACUUUUCAGUCAAGACUGUUUUAAAAGCUUGCCAACUGUUGAUUCCUUUGUAAUGUUAGUAAAAAAUUCUUAGAGAUUGCUUAGUUUAACUAUGCUUCUGUUAUUUUCUUAUGCUACAUGUGACUUUGUUUUCUGAUAGUAAUUGAGUAUUUUUUCCCCUAAGUAGGAUUAACAGCCUCUAGAGUUGAGUCUCUUUGUUGCUGUUCAAUGUGUUUUGUGUAGCCAGCUAGUGAAUGGUGUGGUGAGCUGUUGCACGCAGACUGUAGUGCUGGUGUCGUUCGUUCAUUUAACUACGUACCGUUAAGUCGUUCGUUUAUCGUAAGAAAUCUGUCACUUGUCGCUAGUAAACGUUGCUUGCUGCUGUUGAUUAUUGUCCUCAAGUACUUCACCACCGAGGUUCCAGAAAAUUUCACUACAAUUUUUGCUGCCCCGAGCUGCAUCACCAAAGAGCCUGAGUUCUACACCAUGGCUUCCAAGUACUACACCACCAAGGCACCGAAGUUAUACACGACUACGUAUGCUGCCCUAACCUGCCAAACCGUGACUCCCAAGUAAUACUCUGCUUCAAUUACUACACCGAGGCUCCAACUACACCACCAAAGCUGCUGAAUACUUUAACGGAGCGCCCAAGUACUACACCUUCAAGGCUACAGAAUAUUACACCAUAACUUAUGCUGCCUCGAGCUACUACACCGCAGCCUCUAAGUAUUUUUCUGCUCCGAGCCCGAGUACUUCACCAAGGCCCUGGAGUACUACACUACAACCUACGUUGCCCCAGAUCACUACACCGUGGCUCCCAAGUACUACACCACCGAAUCACCUGAGUACUACACGACUACGUGUGCUGCCUCAACCUACUACACCGAGACUCCCAAGUGCCCGGAGCCACACAACCACAACGUAGGCGGCGGAGUACUUUGUAGCCUCAAAUCACUACACAGCUGCUCCUUCGUACUACGUUAAACUAAAAUACUACAACGAGACUCCAGUCUGCUACACCAUAACCUACGCUACAUCAAACUACUACACCGAAAAAAUCGAAUAUUACACAACCACAUACGCUGCUCCAGUUUACUACACCAAUUAUUUAUUGUCUUAGAAGGAGAGAGAAAGGCAAUCGAAAAUCAGCCGAAUGAUUAUCUCCGACACAACAAAUGCAGUGCACUAUUUGUCAUCUACUGCAAUUUUCUUCGUAUCAUUAGUUCACAAUCAUUGGUAAAUUAUGGCGUAAUGCUGCUGUUGGAUGUUGCAUCGUCGAUGGCUGGGACAACAACUGGUGUAACGGUAUCUUCUGGGUAUGGCGGAUAUUAAAUCACAACAUUUCCUUCUUGUUACUGUUCUUCUUGUUACAAUAUCAACCAACGCAUCUCUAGCUUACUUAUUCAUCACCGAUUUGCAAUCACGGAUAUACCAGUGCACCUGACUCAUCAUAGGAAAUGUGAUAUUAUCCUGGGCUCCUGGCUAGUGAUUGGCGAGCUGUUGAGAAAACCCAAGUCUUGUAUUGUCGUGUUUCGUGAUUCGGGAAGUGGCGGAAAUACAGGUGUAUAACCUCGCUCAAAGGACUAUUGUUGUUAACGAUUUCAGGAAAGAACAUUCCAAGUUCCGGCAUCGCCCUCUUUCGGUUUCGUUCAAAGUAGCUCAUCCCUCCCUAGCAAAACAGUCGCGGGUAAUAUCAGUGUCUUAUUCGAACCCCCCGAACAGAAACGUUACCGUGUGUUUGACAUUAAAUAUUCAAAAACAUGUUUUUCGUGAUAUGAGAUUUAAAGUAGGUACCUAAAGGCUUGAAACCUGCUUUUAUUGUGAGGUAUACAACAACAUGAAUCGUGUAUUGUCACUCUUUGUAUCGGUGCUUAUUGUGAUACCUGCCGGGUAUGGUAAUGUGAUGGCCUCGCCCAAAGUUAGCGUGAUCGCGCAUAUGAUCAACACACCCAACGCUGUUCGAUGGGCAUUGAACCAAGGUGCAAAUGGAAUCGAGAUUGAUUUGAAGUUUGAAGGUACUCGGCCCAGUGUAUUUUACCAUGGCUUUCCCUGCGAUUGCACCUGCUUACUCCAGUUCUUAACAAAUCGACAAAACAGAUGUGGCGCCCUAGGAGAAGGCUGCUCUGCUUCUACCAACGUGACAGAAAUGACAAACUUUUUGGGAAGUUCUGAGAUUAUUUCAUCUAGACUCGCAUUGAUCUAUAUCGACGCCAAACUUGACAAGUCGGUGCGAAAUUACGCCGAAGCAGGAGCCAAUGUCGUUCGAUUGUUCAACGAGCAAGUUCUUGCACGAGGCUUUCGUGGCCAGAUUCUUCUUGGAUGUCUAACAAUUUUAUAUUCAGAUUACCUGCGAGGUGCUUUACGAGAAGCCGCCAGAUCUAAUUUCACCGAUCGCUAUUACUACACUAUCGACAACGAAGGAGAUCACGCCUUCAAAGUAUUGGACGAUUCACUUCAACUCGGGACAAAUAAUCUCGUGUACGCGACUGGAAUCACCGCUUGUUUACCUGUCACUUUUCACGAUGCCAUUCAGUACAGCCUUGAGAAAAAGACGUAUGCUGCUGUUGGCAUUUGGACAAUUGAUCAAGAAUAUUCCAUGAGAAGUUACCUGGAUAUUGGUGUCGACUUCAUUUUGACUAACAGGCCAAAAAGAGCUGCCGAACUGAUCGGCCUUGACAACAUCCCGUUACCUGGUUCAGCUCUAAAGGCUAAAUCGUGGGACAGGGUCAUGAUUUCGUAUGCACCUUUUUGGGAAUGCGACUGCAGUUAUUUUUAUCGAUUCAUAGGUGGCGGUUGUGCUAUAACGAAGAUGGCUCCACCAAAUCACGCGUGUGAGUGCUUUUAUAUGGGUGCUUGGAGCUGUGGUGGUCAAACGAUAAAGUGUCCCGAUCUAAACGACCGUUUCUGCCAAUCACCGGACACUUCAGAAGCCUCUUGUUUGUUUGGUGGUGGAGACUGUAACGGAUACUUUUAGUUGUUGUUUUAUUUUCUUCAGAACUGGCAAAAUGUUGGUCGUAAGAAAGAUUUCUCAGACAUGGAAUACUAUUUAAAGUCCAAGUGUGUGGGACAAAUGAUCUUUUCAUGUCCAUGAAAUAAUUCAAAAUAACCAACUUAGCAUAUACAACCACCCAUGCAGACCUCGGGAAAACCCACGCACCAGCAACACUCCGGACGAAGAAAUUUGGGAUAAUGCAUUUAUGAUUGUUCUUUUAUGCUCACGCUACUCCAGUAAAUAUGCGUGAAUAAAAUAACACAUACAUUUUUUUUUAAAUAAUUUAUAUUAAAAGUUGAUCUGUUUUCAUUUCCGUUUUAACCCGCAUGCACAGUAUAAUAUGUAUUCAUAGGCAAAUUAGGGACAUAAAAAGGCGCAUUUGUAAUAAAUUACAUAAGGGUGCAUGCUUAUUAAAGCCGGCAUGGAUGAUCAAAUUACGGAAAAGGAAGGGUGGAUCCAUCGCUGAUUAAUAUUUCAAAGCUCGUGUAGCGUUAAAACAUCUCAGCGAUGUAGAAAACUCGUCGAUUGAUCCUUUAAACUCUUGAAAAAUGUACAUUAAUCUGGA
Daphnia pulicaria is the source of this 4029-nucleotide messenger RNA. RefSeq names its product dermonecrotic toxin SpeSicTox-betaIB1b-like. Gene Ontology annotation, molecular function: phosphoric diester hydrolase activity. Bases 2310 to 3446 code for a protein of 378 amino acids. The record is from RefSeq and is a predicted model, not a curated record. The transcript is spliced from 7 exons. Gene Ontology annotation, biological process: lipid metabolic process. Lineage: Eukaryota; Metazoa; Arthropoda; Branchiopoda; Diplostraca; Daphniidae.